AUGGCGCUUCGAUUCCGGCCCCCGAAGCCGGACCAAAAAAUCCUGCCGGUUAAACCGAGAAAGGGCCAUUUCUUGUUCGCUCACCAGGAGUUCAAGCGCUUGCCCUGGUGGAAGAGGAAGAAUAUGCGUACCCUGUACAUCUACAUUGUCAUCCUUAUCCUGACCAACACAGCGAACGGUUUUGAUGGUUCAAUGAUGAACGGUCUCCAAACCCUUUCCUACUGGCAGGAAUACUUCAAUCACCCUCACGGUUCGCUUCUCGGCCUCUUCAAUGCCUCCAUGAGUCUUGGCUCUCUGCUCGGUCUGUUCGUCGUGCCUUACAUGAUCGAUGCCUGGGGCCGCAGGCUCGGGUGUUUCGUUGGAUGUCUCAUCAUGCUGCUUGCAGUGGGGUUGCAGUCUGGUGCUACUGGUUUUGGCAUGUUCAUCGCUGCCCGUCUGCUUAUUGGAUUUGGUGACUGUCUCGUUCUUGGUAGCGCUCCGCUCUUGAUCGCUGAGAUCGCGCAUCCACAAGACCGGGCCGUCCUUGUCACGCUUAGUGGUGCUUCUUAUCACUCUGGCGCGUUCAUUGCUAGCUGGGUGACAUUGGGCACAUUGAAGAUUCAGAGCGACUGGUCGUGGCGUCUGCCUAGCCUGCUGCAGGCCAUUUGCACCAUUGUGAUUGUGUCUGGCAUAUGGUUAAUGCCGGAAAGCCCUCGUUGGUUGAUGAGCAAGGGGAGACACGAUGAAGCCAUGCGGAUUCUCGUCAAAUAUCAUGGCGAGGGGGACCAGGAUGACGCAUUUGUGCAUCUGGAGUAUGCAGAGAUCAAGGCUGCCAUUGAUCUGGAUACGGAGAUUGACCAAACUCGCUGGGUUGAUUUCUUGAAAACCAAGGGCAACCGCAGGCGAAUCGGUCUGAUCACCGCUCUGGGACUCUUCAGUCAAUGGAGUGGCAAUGGUUUGAUUUCCUACUAUCUCAAACAGGUCAUGGACAGUGUUGGUAUUACCAAGGCUUCCACACAACUCGGAAUCAACGCGGGUAUCAAGACCGAAGCCUUGGUCACCAACGUCACCCUGGCCUUCUUUAUCAACCGCUCUCAAAUUCCCCUGCGGAUAGACAAUGAUCAAGGCUAA
This is a messenger RNA of Aspergillus caelatus, 1110 nucleotides long. Its product is annotated as putative hexose transporter. The record is from RefSeq and is a predicted model, not a curated record. Gene Ontology annotation, biological process: transmembrane transport; carbohydrate transport. The transcript has 2 exons. Gene Ontology annotation, molecular function: carbohydrate:proton symporter activity. Bases 1 to 1110 code for a protein of 369 amino acids. Gene Ontology annotation, cellular component: membrane. NCBI's taxonomy places the organism in Eukaryota, Fungi, Ascomycota, Eurotiomycetes, Eurotiales, Aspergillaceae.